This is a messenger RNA of Hyla sarda, 2207 nucleotides long. RefSeq names its product leucine rich glioma inactivated 1 (gene LGI1). Bases 367 to 2010 code for a protein of 547 amino acids. The transcript is spliced from 8 exons. NCBI's taxonomy places the organism in Eukaryota, Metazoa, Chordata, Amphibia, Anura, Hylidae. The record is from RefSeq and is a predicted model, not a curated record. Gene Ontology annotation, molecular function: protein binding.
UUCCAAGGAAAGGGCCUCCCUUUGAAAGCAGCAGGCUGUGCAUUUUCUAAAUGACAUCACUUGGCAUUCUACUGCUGUGCGAGCUUGAUAUUUACAUGGCAAUGCAUGUAUCCCUUGUUCUCGCCCUUAUUGCGAGGCAGUGGGAUAUUCCCCAUCUCAGAGCACAGCACUAGUCUUUUCUGCACACACCACACACACUCACACAGCAUACAGAUAAAGCUGCAGGUCCCUCCAAGCAACACAGUGGAGAAGAAGACAGCCUAGGGACAAGCUGAGACCCUUGUGUUGGCCUUACAAAGGACCACAGCUGCUUUUCAUGGUUUGGGAUAUCCGUCUUACUGGCUGCAGUCAGAAACUACCUGGACGAUGGGGAAUGGCACCAGGCUACAUAGAAGAUGUUCUUUUUUCUAUUGCCUUUCAAUUGUUCUCCUAUUGACAAAUCAGAUUGAAGGAAGAAAACCAAGCAAGUCAAAAUGCCCAACCUGGUGCACCUGUACCAAAGACAAUGCCUUAUGUGAAAACGCCAAGACUAUUCCACGCACCUUCCUACCUGAUGUUAUCUCACUGUCCUUUGUCAGGUCUGAAUUUACAGAAAUCCCAGAAGGGAGCUUUUCUCAUAUCCCAUCUCUGCAGCUCCUACUGUUCACCUCAAACACUUUUGAUGCAAUCAGUGAUGAUGCAUUUACUGGUCUUCCUCACCUAGAGUACUUGUUCAUAGAAAACAACAAAAUAAAAUCAAUCUCAAGAAAUGCUUUUCGAGGGUUAAAAUCUUUGAUUCAAUUGAGCCUGGCCAAUAAUAACCUGCAAUCUCUUCCAAAAGAUGUCUUCAAAGGGCUGGACUCACUAACAAACGUAGACCUAAGGGGUAACUCCUUUCAUUGUGACUGCAAAUUGAAAUGGCUGGUAGAAUGGCUGGAUAAAACCAAUGCAACAGUAGAGCAGAUUUAUUGUGAAAGCCCUCCCGAAUAUAAAGGACGCAAAAUCAACAGCCUGUCUGCAAAAGAUUUUGACUGCAUAACAACAGAAUUUGCCUUGUACAAAUCCUUGCCGUAUCAGUCUCUGUCCGUGGACACCUUUACCUACAUGAAUGAUGAGUAUGUGGUCAUCGCACAACCGUUUACAGGCAAAUGUGUCUUCUUGGAAUGGGACCAUGUGGAAAUGUCGUUCAGGAACUAUGACAACAUCACAGGUACAUCAACUGUAGUCUGCAAACCCAUAGUCAUUGAGAAGCAGCUCUAUGUUAUAGUGGCCCAGCUGUUCGGUGGCUCUCACAUUUACAAGAGAGAUAUUUUUGCAAACAAGUUUAUCAAGAUCCAAGAUAUUGAGGUUAUUAAAAUCCGGAAACCCAACGACAUUGAGACUUUCAGGAUAGAUGACAACUGGUAUUUUGUGGUUGCUGAUAGCUCGAAAGCUGGUUGCACAACUAUCUACAAGUGGAACGGAAAUGGAUUUUAUUCCCACCAGUCUGUACAUAUGUGGUAUCGGGAUACAGAUGUGGAAUACCUUGAGAUUGCCAACAAGCCACAUCUCAUUCUGUCUAGCAGCUCGCAACGCCCAAUUAUUUACCAGUGGAACAAGAAGUACAACAACUUCUCGAAGCAUGCUGAGAUACCAGACACAGAGGAUGUGUAUGCCGUCAAACACUUUGCUGCAAAGGAUGAUGUCUACCUCUGCCUGACUCGAUUCAUUGGGGAUUCCAGGGUUAUCAAAUGGGAAGGAGGUUCAGUUAUUUCAGAUAUCCAAAGGAUGCCUUCUCGUGGCUCUAUGGUCUUUCAGCCUUUAGAGAUCAACAACCACAAAUAUGCUAUCCUAGGCAGUGAUUAUUCCUUCACCCAGGUAUUUCAUUGGGAUGCCGAUAAAGGAAAAUUUGUGAAGUUUCAAGAAUUAAACAUCCAAGCCCCCAGAUCCUUCACACAUGUGUCCAUAGACAAACACGACUUCCUGUUUGCUUCGAGUUUUAAGGGGGCCACACAAAUAUACGAACAUGUUCUAAUUGACCUUAGCGCAUGACCACUGAAAAUCUAAUGCAUUAAAGACAUUCUAACCUGGACAGUAUGAACUAAAUGCAUGAUAACAUUAUUCUGGAUGACUGGCUUCAGAAACUGGGAAGUCCAGAACAGAAGCAUUGCUUGUUUCUCCUUUAUUAAUUUGUCAUGUAUAGUGGUUUUGAGAGUUGUACUUUUUCUAAAAAAAAACAAAAAAAAACA